AUGUUUACAUGCGGUUUUUUCGACUUACGAAUUUUUCCGAAUAUUUUUUUCCCUAUGGGAAACCGCGUUUCGACUUCCGAACUUUUUGACCUACGAAUGUGCAUUCGGAACGGAUUACGUUCGUAAGUCGAGGGACCACUGUAUUUGAAGGUGGCUGUCAGAUCUCCUUGGGGCCUCCUCCUUUCCAGGCUAAACAUACUCAGCUCCUUCAACCGUUCCUUAUCAGGCUUGGUUUUCAGACCCUAGAACAGGGGCCAGCAAACUUUUUCAGCAGGGGGCCGGUCCACUGUCCCUCAGACCUUGUGGGGGGGGGCGGAGUAUAUUUUGAAGAAAAAUUUGAACGAAUUCCUAUGUCCCACAAAUAACCCAGAGAUGCGUUUUAAAUAAAAGGACACAUUCUACCCGUGUAAAAAAUGCUGAUUCCAGGACCGUCCAGGGGCCGGAUUUCGAAAGCGAUUGGGCCGCAUCUGGUCCCCGGGCCUUAGUUUGGGGACCCCUGCCCUAGAACAUCUUAGUCACCCUCCUCAGCACACCUCCCAGCUUGUCAACAUCCUUAAAUUGUGGCGUGCAGAACGGGACACGGUAUUCCCAGUGUGGUCCUGUUACCUCCCUUGAGUUGAGCACUAUAUUUCUGUUGACGCAGCCUAGAAUAGCAUUCGCUUUUUUUGCUGCUGCAUCACACUGUUGGCUCACAUUCAGCUUGUGGUCCACCAAGACCCCUAGAUCCUUUUCUCAUAUAUUACUGGCAAGCCAGGUGUCCCCCCCCCCAUCUUAUAUUUGUGCAGCUGGCUCUUCCGCCCUGAGUGCAGAUUUAUCCAUUGCCUGAUCCUAGCGGGGGUAUCCUCCAUUUCCCCCUCAAAGGGGAGUUCUUAGGGUCUGUCACUCACCCCAAACCGUAUGGAAGACGAGAGGGAUCUACGACUCCUGCUCUCAAAAUAUGCAAGAGGAUGAUAAUAACUCCGUUGGUAGAGCAUCAGAUCUUGGAGUCGUGGGUUCGAGCUUUAAGAUUCCUGCAUUUAAGGGGUUGGGCUAGCUGAACCCUGGGGGGGGGGCUCUACAAUUCUACAAUUCUACUUGGGUCAUGCCUGGGGUGAGGCUUGCCUAAAAUGGAGCAGCUCCCCCCCCAUCUUUCACUUUUGUUGCAUGAGGAGGCCUUGCGACGCAUCUGCUUGCCAUGAUAAGAUUGCAGCGGUGGGCAUUGCGGCGUUUAUUGUGCCACCGAUCGCUCUCCGAACGAGCGAAGAAGCAGAGGGAAGAGAGGCCUUGCUUCUGGUUUGGCCAAAGCUCCCCUCCCGACUCUUCGCUUCAAAGCUUGGACAAGGCUUACCUUUGCUAUCUAUUGGUCUGUUCAAAUAAAGCAAUUUGGAACAAAGGGAAAGAAGCGCCGUGGUCCGGGGAGGCUGGCACACAGAGAAGACGGGUCCAGGUUGGCAAAUUUUUGGAACCAGGAUGGAGGAUGGAGGAUCACACCUGGCGGUGUCGUCAGACUCCAGAGAGCCAGGCUCAGGCUUCGGGGCCCCCAAUCCCGUCUCCCUCCCGCCACGGCCUGCUGCGUCCACGCAAGCCUUGACCCCGAUGAGUUUAUGUCAACAACCUUUCCUGACAGUGCAGAAUCAUCGCUGUUUGCCCACUGCAUAAUAUCCCGGCUCGCAGCCGCAGUCUCUACCAGACACGGCUGCAUCUUGACACCCUCCGGAGACAUGGUCCCCAUCUUGCCUUGCCUGGUCCUCCUGGUGGCCGCAGGACCCCCUUGGGUGGCCGGGGAGGGGCUCCAAAACAUCUUGGGGGGCUACGUUCCCAAGUAUGGCCAGUGCUACGAGUCCGUCCCUGGAGAGGCAGGUGCUUUGAACAUUGGGCAGAGAUGGGGAGACCCCUCUCCAACAGCCACAUUGUCCAUCGAUCCGCGCACGGUGACAAGCGCCACCUCCUAUUUCGACUUCCGCACCUUCGACCCGGAAGGCGUGAUCUUCUAUGGGGACAUGAGCCCCGGAGUCAACUGGUUCGUCCUGGCUCUGCGCAACGGCAAGCCCGAAAUCCAGAUCCACAAUACUGUGACGAACAUCACCGUUUCCGGGGGGCGGCGCAUCAACGAUGGCCAGUGGCAUCGGAUCAUGGCGAAGAAUGAGGGCCAUGCUGUCCUGCUGGCAGUGGACAACAAUUACCAGCUGAAACUCGACCACGUCUCCGAAGCCAUCGUCGAGGCCCCUGUCUUCGACAUGCGCAUUGGUGUCGGGGGCUUGCUGAUCCCCACGGAGGAGCUCCUUGUCCCACUCAACCCGGCCAUGGACGGCUGCAUGAGGCGAUGGAAUUGGCUGAACAAGAGCACCGAGUGGAUGGAAGGGACGUCCCUGGAGGACAAAGACGCCAAAGUCUGCUUUCCCAACAUCCGCAAGGGAAGUUUCUUCCCAGGGAACGGACUGGCCACCUUCUCUCUCUCAGACCUCUAUACCGGAGCCGUCUCUGCCAACCAGAACUGGUCCCUGACUGUGCAGUUGUGGAUGGAGGCCGCCCCGCAGUCAGCGCCCUUGCUGGCCACCUCCGCUUUCCCCCUGCGCUUAAGCCUGCAUCGCACGCAUCUGAUGGCUCACCUGGGGAACAAGACAGUCCUUCAGGUGCCCUUCCCUCUGGGGGGCUGCCUAAACGCCCCCCUCCACCUGACCAUCACCCCGUCCCACACCACGCUCCGCCUGGGCAACGCGGAGACCUCGAAGCCCACCCCGAAACUGGAUUUCGAAAGCCUGCAGCACACCUGGCUGGGGAAAAAGGGGGACUUCGUCGUCGGGGGGCUGCCUGGACAGGAAAAAUUCCCGCUGGCCCAGGAGAGGAGUUUCUUCCGGGGCUGCCUGCGUGGGUUCCGGGUUCAAGACCAGGUCCUGGAUUUUGACGAGGUGAAAUCCAGGAGCAAUUCAAUCUGGCCCUACAGCUGCCCCGUAGCCGACAGAGGCCAGGCCAAGGCGGAUCAAGAGGCAUAGGGAGAACUUCGGCACAUCUUUCCCUCCUUCUCCCAAGCAAAAUCGCACCCCCGUCUCCUGCCCCCCCCCCGGCUCACUAAGGCCCCCUUUGCACAUUUAACGCAUAACCAGGCCGCUCUCAACAGACACGGCUUCUUCCCCCAAGGGAUCCUGGGAAAUGUAGUUUGCCACGGGUGCCGAGAAUAGGAGAGACAGGACGCUGGUGCAGGUGACCUGCCCAGCCCAGCUUCCUGUUCUCACGGUGGCCAUGCCCACGAGCAGGAUCCGAGUGCGAGAGUCACUAUCCCCUUGCUGCCUCCCAGCUGUGGGGGCAGUGCAUAGCCAUUGUGGCAAGGAGCCUUUGACAGCUCUCUCCUCCAUGAAGGUUGUAAGGCCGUCUUUCAUGGAUAAUUUAGCUGGGAAUCCUGCAUUGCAGGGGGUUGGGCUAGAUGACCCUUGAGGGUCCCUUCCAACUCUAAGAUUCCAAGGAGACCUUAUACCCCUCAGAGACUUACAAUUCCCAUAGCUGGUGGUUAAACUACUCUGCAAAUUGUUCCUCUGUGAACAGAGGACAUACUCUUUUUUUCUCUUUUUUUCAAUUUUAUUUUGACAAAGUAAUCAUCAUAAAUAAAUAAGGAUAAAAAUCUGCACCCCACCCCUGAGGCCUUUCCAUUGUAACUAUCCAAGCUCCCAAAAUGUCAACACCUCUUGCGAUGGUUUGACCCCUUUCCGUUUUAGCAGUACAAAUUCUGCAAACACCCUCCAUAUCUUCUCAUGUAUGAUGUGAUGUAUGGAAGUGAGAGCUGGACCAUCAAGAAGGCUGAUCGCCGAAGAAUUGAGGCUUUUGAAUUAUGGUGCUGGAGGAGACUCUUGAUAGUCCCAUGGACUGCAAGAAGAUCAAACCUAUCCAUUCUGAAGGAAAUCAGCCCUAAGUGCUCACUGGAAGGACAGAUCCUGAAGCUGAGGCUCCAAUACUUUGGCCACCUCAUGAGAAGAGAAGACUCCCUGGAAAAGACCCUGAUGUUGGGAAAGAUGGAGGGCACUAGGAGAAGGGGACGACAGAGGACGAGAUGGUUGGACAGUGUUCUCGAAGCUACGAACAUGAGUUUGACCAAACUGCGGGAGGCAGUGGAAGACAGGAGUGCCUGGCGUGCUCUGGUCCAUGGGGUCACGAAGAGUCGGACACGACUAAACGACUAAACAACAACAAUCUCCUCAAAACCAUUCUUCCUGCGUAUUCCCCGUCUUACCUUAAUGGCACAUGUUAAUUUAUCAUUCAUACCGUAGCUAUAUCCCACACCUCUUUAUACCAUUCUUCCUUUUUAUAUUCUGCUUGCCCCUUCCGCUUCCUAACUAUAAUAAUUUGUGCAGCUGUCAAUAAAUUUGUGAGCGAGUCCUUCAUAGCCUGCAAACCUUCCACCCCGUCGUAAAUUGAUAGUAAUGCUACCUCUGGACUUUCGGCCAGCUUUAAUCCCAGUGAUUUCUGUUAUCUCCUCAAACACCCUUUGCCGGAAAAAUUGUACAUAUUUACGUCCCCACCACAUGUGAGCAUAAUUCCCGGUUUCCUGCCAUCCCCAGAGGAGUCUCCGGACCUAAGGACUCUCAGCAGCCUUAACAAACUACAGCUCCCAAGAUCCUUUGGGGGACACUCUUUAAAAUGGCAUGAUUCUGCUUUAAAUGCACAGUGCAGGCGAGGCCUCAGUCCGAUGUGUAGUUGUGCGAUUGCUGAAUGGCUGGGAACAGCCUGACCAGAUUUCAGUUGUGAUUGUGGCCAGUUGUGCGAGGUUUCGCGUGUGUGCUGUGUGUAGGGACAGCUUGGUGAUUGAAUCUGGCAAUGUCAGCUUCCUUUCAUGUUUUUUUUUCCCCCAGUCCUAAGCUCGUUGCUUCCCAUUUUUACUGUGGUCCUGCCAUUUUUAAAAAGAAAAGAAAUCCUUGUGAAAAUUCAUCAGCAUCUCGGUGCAAAUUUAAUUUCAUGUACACAUUUUUUUUCCCAAUGCUGUUUUGCUUGAUAUAGACAUUUUUGCAAAGCAAUUUCCCCUAAUUUAGUGCAAUUUGGGGGGAUAUGUUUACACACACACACACUUAUGUAUAUUCAUUUAUAUGCACAUUUUAGCUUAGUACAGCAUGUAUGCAUUAUUUCUCCUGUACACAUUGCUUGGCCAGAGAGAGCUGCAUUGCAAACUCAAAAAGAGAAAUACAGAUUUCAAAGGAUGGCUGUGUUUUUGUUUGCAUAGCGUUUUUGGAGCAGCUAGGUUCUCCUUUAAAUACAAACUGAACUGAAUCUCACACCCCAGUCCCUUCUGGGUGUGAGAACUUGCCCCUGGGAAGUCAAAAUUUCUCCUGCUUUUUUACUGAACUUAGCCUACCCAAGAGAGGUGAGUGACUUUAUAAAAAGGACGCAGAGGGCCGCCGGAGAUAAUUCACCCCACUCCAUACAAUUUCUGUAAUAAACUUAAUGUUUAAAUAAUAUUCGCAACCUGAAAAUUUCUCAGUUCAAUAGUAUCUAAUUGAAUAAUUCAGGUUCCAGUUCCAUUAAAGAGUCUUUUGAUGCAAAAUAUCAAUACGGCGUUUGGUGUAGAAGUCUUUUAGAGUCAGAUAGAGACCACAAUAAUCCGAAGUGCUAACUUUGGAUUAUUGUGGACGUUACCUUAUUUUAGAAGACUCUUACAUCAAGAUGCCUUGAAUGUAUUUGAUUCCCCCCCCCAAAUUUCUUAAGAAAACAAGCCCCCCUCCCUUGUUCGUCUAACCAAUAGCUGCCACUUCCUAUCAGAACGCAGGAGUCUCCGGUGUGUGUGUGUGUGUGAACCUCCUUGCGGACUGAAAAUUUAAUUAAAAUAAGGGAGGGCCUCCCGGGUGUGGGUGCCCCAGCGCUAGGAGGGUUGCAGAGCCUAGUGGUCAGAGCAGGCUGGCCAGAACCCAGUUCGAGUUCCCCAUUGCCCCCGCCACGUAGCGAAGCAGAGUCCGGUCUCUGGUAGAGAAAGCGGGGGCCCGGCGGCUUGCAGGGCCUGGCUUCUUUCCACCACCAUCCAGCUCUGGGAGGGCAGCGCAGCCUAGUGGGCAUCGUCCGCCAGCCAGAAGCUGGUCUCCGUUGCGAGUCCGGCAAUAGCCGCCACGGCGGUCCCCCGGCUCUCUUCAGAGCAGCAGGCAGGUCCCCGACUUG
Molecule: messenger RNA, 6111 nt
Organism: Zootoca vivipara (common lizard)
Lineage: Eukaryota; Metazoa; Chordata; Lepidosauria; Squamata; Lacertidae
Gene: SHBG
Product: sex hormone binding globulin
Molecular function (GO): steroid binding
Source: RefSeq, a predicted model, not a curated record